GAGUGUUGAAGUUAGAGUUUAAAAUCAGUCGGACCCAUAACCACGUGGUGACGUCAGUCCCCGAGUGCUGCCCCGGACACCGUGGAGCUAAAAAUAACCACCGACGCUGCCAUGUUGGUGUUGUCCCUCACCCUGCUGCUGCUUUUCAGAGGGUUUACUCUUUCUGCUGCAGCCAACUGUGAAGGUCAGACCGCAUGGCGUGAAGUGUGUGUGGACUUUCUCCACAGACUGUAUGGCGGUCUGACCUCCGCCCACACAGAACUCACUCCGUCCCUGGUGGAGGAGGAGCUGAUCCAGGCCUGCACCGCCGCCCAGGGGAAGGAGGCGCGGCUGUGUUACUACCUGGGAGCCAGUAGUGAUGCAGCCACCCGGGUCACGGCGUCAGUGUCUCGGCCUCUGGCCUCCCACGUCCCCGUCGAGAAGAUCUGCCAACGCCUCAGUAGCAGAGACACUCAGAUCUGUCAGCUCACACAUGAGCCGAAGCUGAAGGACCUGAGCAGCGACGGGCUGAGGAAGACGAGGGUCUCGGAGCUGAGGAACAUUUUAGCCUCGUGGGGAGAAGAGUGUCGAGGCUGUGUGGAGAAACACGAGUUUGUGAGCCUCAUCCAGGAGAAAGCGCCGCUCCACGAACUGUGAAUGGUGACCGGUGCACGACUGUAGAGCACGUGGAAUAACACAACGAAGAAUACUUUCAGAAUAUGCCUUUUAAAUACAAAUAAAUUGGAUAUUUCAUGUU
This is a messenger RNA of Pseudoliparis swirei, 736 nucleotides long. RefSeq names its product cerebral dopamine neurotrophic factor (gene cdnf). The coding region runs from base 112 to 636 and encodes 174 amino acids. Gene Ontology annotation, biological process: dopaminergic neuron differentiation; neuron projection development. Gene Ontology annotation, cellular component: endoplasmic reticulum. The record is from RefSeq and is a predicted model, not a curated record. The transcript has 4 exons. NCBI's taxonomy places the organism in Eukaryota, Metazoa, Chordata, Actinopteri, Perciformes, Liparidae.